AUGCAGCGGAGGAAGUACUUCCGGUUGGUCCGCGGAGCGUCUAGUCCAGACACUCAGGGCAAUGUCGAAUCUUUGAGACUUGGCGAGGGUGCUAAUCUUGACGAUUUCCGCGAGGUGCUGCUCAGUAAACGCGCCGAGUUGCAGCUCUCACCAGUGCUUCGCGCUUCCGCCAUCAAAGUGUUCGUGAACAACGAAGCUCGGACGCCUAUCGAUCGCAAGCAGACUUUUGAUGACUAUGGAGAGAAUUACGAUGAUCCGCUCAUUGUGCGAGUGCCGGAAGUAUGGUAUCAAUUGGAAGAUGCUAGUACACGCGCUGCAUUCGCGGGCACCCGACCACGUCCAGCCCCGCUCCCAGAAGAGGACACUGUUGAAGCUCUACUGAAUGUCGCUUAUGAUGCAAAUCGCGAUGUUCUAGCAGGGUUUGUACCAUCUCAGCUCGUGGCUUACGAGAACCAAGCAUCUGCAGACGCAAACGAUCCGUUGAGUGUCACGUUAACGCUCACCUCGCGUGGCCGAACAAGGGAGACACCGCUCAUCGUGAAAGUGGCCCCAACGAGACUUCCCAUCGACAUUGGAGAAGAGCAGAACGAGAGCGAACGACAGGAACUCCAGCGCUAUCAGGAGCAAGGAGAUCUGAUCGCUGUCAACUGCAAGGACUACUGCGAUCAAAUUCUGGACAAGGUUGACUACUACUACAAGUAUUACGACGGCAAAACACUCCCAUUCAUCUGUGUGCAAGGGUCGUCGGGCAUGGGGAAAUCCCAACUAGCAUUUGCGUUGGGAGGGCGCCGACCGUACUUCUACUGGCUUGGGGUUAGCGGUGGUGUCGGCGGUCAAGUGCUGUACGGUAAUUUUACGUCGAUAUCGACAGCCUUUCUUCAGUGCGUGCGCCUGGAUCAACCAAACGAUGCGAAAACGAACGAUGUUCUUGACACCUCGUCGAGAUUCUACGGUCGAGACUUGUGGACUUGCGGAUUCCUUCGUGCGCUACUGGAGCAUUGCGACUUGAGUACCUCGAAAAUGAUCCGGUUUGAAGAGCCCGUUACACUUCAGGUGGAAAAGUGCAAUCAGAAAGCUGUGCGUACUGUGAUUGACAAAGUCAAAAAGAAAGGUAAACAAGUGCCCUUCUUCGUGUUGGAUGAGAUGGCGCCGGAUUCGAGAGGGGGUACGAAUGAGGCUGCGUUUCAGCGUAACGUCUUCCGUGUUUGUGGCCUCUUGGUGAUGGUCAUGGGAACGGACUCCAAAAUCACCAAUUUGGUUAACCAUUCUCAUGGCAGCUCCGGGUCGCCGCACCAGUGGAUGUCGGUCGUUCCACGAUUUCCGAGUUAUCAAAUCAUGCUCUUUACUCCGACGGAGAUGGAACUUUGGCCGAGAGUUUCGGCGCGGUAUCCUGUCGUGGAUAUCAUUGUGCGGCGGUCGCGUGGUAGAUUUUCGAGGUCGUUCAUCGUCGGUGCGGUGGAGUGCUUCCAACGAGACUUCAGCAUUGAGCUUAGUGAUUUGCUCGACGCGGCAUUCUCCCAUGUUUGCAGCGAUGCGCACAAGACGAAAAUGUUUCUGAAACCAAUUGGCGGUAAAGUUUCUCAGCUUGUGGCGAUCUCUUACACGAACGCAGUGGGUGAUGUAGAAGAUUCGACGGCGAUAACUUCCGUGAAUACAAUGGGCGUGGGUGGACCAGCGUUGAAGAAACGGCGUGUACAAGUGAAGUCCUCCGGUAUGCACGAACAUUUUGCAAACUUGGUCGACGAGGAGAUUACAGAUGUGGCGGUAUCGGCACAACAAUUGAUGAUAGGAGACGUUGCUUGGGAGCCUAAAUGCAGUUUUGCCUCAAUUGUCGACGACAUGCUGCUGUAUCUUGCAAUAUUGGGCGGCAAGACCUAUCCGAGCUACUACGACCGAGUUAGUGGCACUUAUCACUCAACCAAGCAGAUCUUCUCGAUCGUAAAUCCCGACGAGUAUGUAAUCCAUGAAAACACGCAAGCCCCGACCCUCGAUUUCAAGAGAUAUGAGAACAUGGUAGCUCACGCAAUUUUCAGUUCGUCGCGAAGAAAUGGAGUGCGAGGGAUUCCGUUCAGCGACUUUUUGCCUUGCUUCCUUGGUGAAUUUGAGGAUAAGAUCUGGAUGAAAGAGGUUUUGAUGGUGGUGGAAACAGAAUCCGAUUCAAAUGGCCGACUAAUUGACGCGAGCAACUUGUUGGAAGGUUACGAUGCCGGAGGCCUAGCAGAGAGAACGAUUCCGUUUCUCGCUCCCCCCAACACUGAGUGGCCGCAGCCCAUUCUUGACACCAAUACUGAUGGUGGUUGCAAGUUUGGUCAUUUGAUUCGCACCGUCAACGAGGAAAGAUGCGAUGUGUACGUGCAGGAUUUGGCCAAGAAAGAGAAGGCCAUGUUUGUUUGCGAGUGCAAGUACCGGGAGGAGAAAAUCGAUGUCGGUGUGGUGACAGGUAUCCUUGAUGGCCUCCAAAAAAGGUGGGGCGAAGAGUGGAAGGUUGUGGUGGUGAUCUGCACAGAGCUUACAAAUUUUCGCGCGUGGAAGCGUCAGAACAUUGGCUGUGUGAAAUUCAAGCGGAGCAAGCGUGCUGGAAGGAUGAUCGCCAACUGGGUUUUCCAGCCGAAGCCGAAGGAGCGAGUGAAGCUGGCGAUCAUAAUCCAGACGGGGCUGAUAACGUGA
Phytophthora sojae is the source of this 2667-nucleotide messenger RNA. RefSeq lists its product as hypothetical. The transcript has a single exon. Bases 1 to 2667 code for a protein of 888 amino acids. The record is from RefSeq and is a predicted model, not a curated record. Lineage: Eukaryota; Oomycota; Peronosporomycetes; Peronosporales; Peronosporaceae.